Molecule: messenger RNA, 1748 nt
Organism: Limulus polyphemus (Atlantic horseshoe crab)
Lineage: Eukaryota; Metazoa; Arthropoda; Merostomata; Xiphosura; Limulidae
Product: homeobox protein Nkx-6.2-like
Exons: 3
Coding region: 167-1000 (277 amino acids)
Biological process (GO): cell differentiation; regulation of transcription by RNA polymerase II
Cellular component (GO): nucleus
Molecular function (GO): DNA-binding transcription factor activity, RNA polymerase II-specific; RNA polymerase II cis-regulatory region sequence-specific DNA binding
Source: RefSeq, a predicted model, not a curated record
UUAUCCUAGGUCUUGAUGGCUUGGAAACGAAUUCCUGUUCUUUUUACUGUAUGCAGUUGUAUGUUGUAGCGAGUAAGCAUCAAAGAACGACAAGACGCGUUCUUCUUCCAGCAGAAACUAAUAAGACCACCGUCUAGCACGACGGAUCUAAGCAAGGUAACGCGUUAUGUUGGAAUUCAACACACCGGCUACUACCACAGCUAGCGCAAGUUCCAUGCUGUCCAUGUUGAACAUGAACAUGGAGGCCUCACGGCAGAAUGUUUUCUUCCUGGGAAAUCCUCAAUUGGCCGCCUUACACAGCAUCAGUGAUAUGAAGAGUACAGCUUUAUCUCCCUAUCCCAGUACCCAGGACGGCAAAUCGUCGGUCCUCAGCACUCCGCACGGUAUAAACGAUAUUCUCCGCCGACCCAUACACACUUCAGCACAAACUCUUGGCACGCUAGGAGCUCUUCCACGCUUUAGCCUUGGAAUGGGAACAGCAGGAAUGUACUUCAAUCCAGCCAACGGUAGUAUCCACAAGUUGGGCUUGGGGGAUCUCCCCGCCAGACCUCAUCUCUACUGGCCAGGAAUGGUACAAAACCCAGCUCUGUGGAGAGACCGAUUCGCUUCAGCUGCUGGCUCUCUAGAUAAAGACGGCAAGAAGAAACAGACUCGACCCACUUUCUCCGGACACCAGAUCUACGUGCUAGAAAAAACUUUUGAGCAAACUAAGUACCUGGCCGGGCCAGAAAGAGCUAAGCUUGCUUAUGCUCUAGGAAUGUCCGAAAGUCAAGUUAAGGUAUGGUUCCAGAACCGGAGAACCAAGUGGCGGAAGAAACACGCGGCAGAGAUGGCUACGGCUAAGAAGAAGCACGACACAGAGCAACUACGCCAAGACGACAGCUCUGAUCAGGAAGUCGACUUGGAUGGUUCAGAUUGCAAACGGCUCAAGUCUGACGACGAGCAGUCAGACUACUUUCCGCAAGAUGUCGAAUCUCCUGAUAGUUUCACGCCAGUUUAAGAAAUACUUUUUUCUCUGGACACAUAGUUUGAAAUUAUGUUCGUGACAAAAGGUGCAAUAAGCAAGAAUGAACGACAAACUAAACAGAUUAAUGCCCGAAAUGGUUAGCUAAGUGUUCAUCUGUUUCUGAGAACUCGGUGUACAUAUAUAUAUAUAAUAGAAGAAUGAGAUCAAUCUGAUCAUGUCUCAAAGUAUAUGAUCCGAGAGCGGAUUUUGAACUAGUUUUAAAUAAUAAAAGACAUGUGAUUCACUUGUUUAGAACAUAGAACUUUCUUGUGAAGAACAUCAAGUUUUAUUUACAAAGAUAUGGCAAAGAGCGCCUCCUAUAAUGGAGGAAAGAAUCCUCUAUCACGAUCAAAUCUUAUGAAGAGGUACGAAAACUGUACAUAUAUUUUUAAGUAUUUUAGACCAAAUUAUAAAAUAUGUUCUCGUAGAUUCUAAUCUAAGCAGGAAGAUUUUAUCUACAAUCACCUUCACUCAUGUCUUUGUUGAUAUAUAGCAUCGGUUAAUUCCAAGUAGGUUAUUUUCUACGUAUUUUACAUUGAUUAUGCCAUCUAAGUUUUUGUUCAAUUAAUUGUAUUAUAAAGGAAUUAAUUAAUUUAUAUUUGCCUUCCUCAAACUUCAGAAUAACCAUUAUAGUCAGUGUAUACUAGGGUAGAAUGUUAUAGCAUAAACAAAGUUAUUCAAUAAAAAAAGAUCUUAGAACAACGUGAAGAAUGUUUAAUAAGAUUACAAUAAAGAUGGCUUC